Messenger RNA from Cryptotermes secundus, 5078 nucleotides. Its product is annotated as von Willebrand factor A domain-containing protein 8. NCBI's taxonomy places the organism in Eukaryota, Metazoa, Arthropoda, Insecta, Blattodea, Kalotermitidae. Gene Ontology annotation, cellular component: cytoplasm. The record is from RefSeq and is a predicted model, not a curated record. Gene Ontology annotation, molecular function: ATP binding; ATP hydrolysis activity.
CAUAGUUUUGGUGCAAUGACAAGGUACUGGAAUGGGUUUCUAGUGUCAAGUUGCUCGACACAUGUAUACCGUAACAUAACCGCACUCCAGUAACGAAGCAGGUAUGCAGUAAUCCAGAGACUAUGGUCUGCAGAUAGUCCCAAUGAAGGCUGAUAGCUGUAAUGGUACACAAACGGAAACAAGCAUGUAUGCUGAGCCCACAAUGAGACGUGUUGCAGUGCUGCACAAAAUACUGCGGAAUUCAUUUAUAACGCAACAGCAUGCUGCUGUCAGUAGGCAGCAUAUUAAAUAUUACUCAAGCAAAUAUCAUGUCACAAUUGGUGAUGUAACAAAGGAGGUGAAACCAGCAAGGAAUCCUCAGUUUGUCCCCCUUAAUUACUUGAAGAAAGAACUGUCUCAGGAAUCUUUACAUCAUUUGCGAUGGAUGCUCCAGAAGGAUCUUUUAGGUCAAGACAUUUUCCUAAUUGGUAGACCUGGUCCUCUUCGUCGUCAGCUAGCAAUGCAGUAUCUUGAAAUGACGGGCCGUGAACUGGAGUAUUUGGCCCUAUCACGAGAUACCACAGAAGCUGACCUGAAACAGCGCAGAGAAAUACAAAAUGGAACUGCAGAGUAUUUUGAUCAGUGUGCAGUGAGGGCUGCAAUAGAAGGAAGAAUUCUGAUACUGGAAGGUAUAGAGAAGGCUGAGCGAAAUGUCCUGCCUAUCUUAAACAAUUUGCUGGAGAACCGAGAGAUGAAUUUGGAGGAUGGACGUUUCUUGAUUCCAGCUUCGCGAUAUGAUAAGCUGCUAAAGGAAUAUAGUCCGGAGGAGUUGGAUCGAUGGGAUCUUGUUCGAGUGAGUGAAGAUUUCAGGGUGAUAGCGCUUGGAAUUCCUGUUCCACGAUAUCUGGGAAAUCCUUUGGAUCCUCCACUACGAUCACGUUUCCAAGCCAGAGAUAUCAGUGGGCAUGCAUUCAAAGAGCAACUGGAACUACUACAACACUCUGCACCAAAUGUGGAUCCAGCACAAAUGUCGCAGUUAUUGUCAUGCUGCUAUUCUUUACUUUCUCCAGAGGCAUCCCUCCUUGGGCUGCCAGAUUUUCCUGUUGAUAGUUUACCAGCGGCUGUAAAAUUGAUGGAGAAAUUACCAGGCCUGUCACCAUAUGAGAUCCUGUAUCGUUUGUACCCAUAUAAUAGUUUUCUGUCAAGGGAAGGGAAACAAUCGGUUGAGGGUCUAUUGGCGACUUUCAACCUCCAAACAGUUAAGAAGAAUAUCUCAACAAGUAUACAGCAUGUUAUUCCAAAUUCUCAGGAUCAUUCUGCACAAGUGAGGAUGAAUUAUAAUAAUCAGCAGCAACAGUUUCAGGUAGAAUGUGGAAUUGGAGAACGAGCACCUUCUGUAGCAAAUUUCAUUCAAACUACAUACCAGGAGCAGUUGCUGGCUCAACUACUUCAGUCACAUCUGAUAGGAGACUUCUGCAUCAUUGGACCUAGAGGCUGUGGGAAAAGUGCUACUGUUAAAACACUGGCAGCUCUGUUGAAUUAUCAGAUAGAACCAAUUGUUCUCUAUCAGGACAUGACUUCACGAGAUUUGCUUCAACAACGAUCAACUCUUCCAAAUGGGGACACGAUAUGGCAAAACUCUCCCCUGGUUACUGCUGCUCUUGAAGGCAAGAUGGCAGUGCUAGAUGGUAUCCACAGAAUCCAUCCCAGCACUCUGUCCACUAUUUACAGGUUAGUCCAUGACCGAGAGCUGCAACUUCAUGAUGGACGUAGACUUGUCCGAUGUGAUCGCUUUGAUGAAUAUAAAACUCGUCACAGCCUGUCAGAGCAGCAGCUAUAUGACUCAGGACUUCUAAGGAUUCAUCCAGCUUUCCGCAUAGUGGCUCUUGCUGAGCCUCCUUCUGAAGGCAACAGGGCUGGUCAGUGGCUAACUGCUGAGAUUCUCAGUCUUUUCCUUUUUCAUGAGAUGAGACCACUUGCUCUGCAUGAAGAGAUUCACAUCGUUAAAUCCUUGUAUGGUGAAGUUGGUAAGUCGCUGGCUAGUGUCAUGGAACUAGCUCACAAACUUAGAGCAUCAGAAGAUCCAACUCUGCAGUCAUUAGCUGGAUCUCUGUCUACAAGACAACUACUACGUAUUGCUCGACGCAUGGCUGUGUAUGCAGCAGACAGUCCAGCUGCAGCUAUCCAACAAGCCUGCUUGUCAAGAUUCCUCCCAUCACUUGCCCGCCAGGCCUUGGACACAGUUUUGAUUGAUGCUGGUAUCAGUGCUGCAACUCAAACAAGUGACUCUACUUCAAAGGUCUGUGAGGUGCAGGAUAAUGUAGUGAGAAUUGGAAACACAACUGCCCCUAGGUAUCAAACCUCUGCUAGUAGCAAGGUGCCAGAUGUGUUGUUCUUUGAUGUACCUCAGCAUGUAUCCACACUGGAGUGGCUUCUACAGGACUUCUCACUUGGUGAACAUCUACUGCUUGUUGGUAAUCAAGGUGUUGGCAAGAACAAACUGGCUGAUCGACUGCUACAGUUGCUUAAUCGUCCUCGUGAAUAUAUCCAGCUGCACAGAGACACAACUGUUCAAACGCUAACACUUCAACCAACUGUAAGGGAUGGCGUUGUAAAAUAUGAGGACUCACCAUUGGUUCAAGCUGUUAAGUAUGGCCAUGUUCUCAUUGUGGAUGAGGCUGACAAGGCUCCCACACACGUCACGUGUAUCCUCAAGACAUUGGUAGAAUCUGGUGAAAUGAUUCUUUCUGAUGGCCGGCGUCUGGUUCCUCGUUCAGAUCCCAGAGUUCACAGCAAUUCUCCAUCCAUCAUUCCUAUUCAUCCAGAAUUCAGGAUGAUUAUUCUUGCCAACCGUCCGGGCUUUCCAUUUCUUGGCAAUGAUUUCUUCGGAGCUUUAGGAGACUUAUUCAGCUGUCAUGCUGUAGACAAUCCAAGCCCAGAAUCUGAACUUUCACUGCUAGAGCAGUAUGGUCCUAACGUUCCUGGUAAAGUAAUUGUGAAAUUAGUGAAGGCCUUCAGUGAACUUCGGAACAUGGCAGAUCGAGGUCUGGUCCAGUAUCCAUACUCAACAAGGGAGGUUGUCAACAUUGUCAAACACCUUCAGGAAUUUCCUAAUGAGAGCUUAGCAAGUGCGGUGCGCAACGUGUUUGACUUCGACAGCUAUAGUAAGGAAGUCCAAGAGAUUCUAGUGCAGACAUUACAUAAAUAUGGCAUCCCUAUAGGAGCUGACCCCUCCAACGUGAACUUAGCUAAAGAGCUGCCACUGCCUCAUGCACAUCUAGCUGGACAAUGGACUGUCAUGCAUUCACUGGAGCCACUUCAGCUUGCUGUUGAAGAAAGAUUCUUGAAAAUGAAGGCUCCCAAGAUCCUUAGGCAGUACCACCAUCCUCUGGAUAGGGUUGAAGCCAGGGCUGCUGUUUUCAGUGAGAUGCAGUCUUAUUGGUCCAUACCAAUUAAAGAAACUGCCAUUGUUGCGGGACUUACAGUUAGUAAAGGUACAGAGCUGCAGGAAGACUGGGUUCAUGUUCUGACUUCGAACCCACUGACUCUCUUUACAAUGAGGCUGUCAGGUGGAAUUAUCGAGGAGUUGUCGCUCCAAGGUUUAAUUACUCCAGUGCGAGGUGCUCGACCCCUCUUUACACUCUCGCCAUUAGAUAAUGGUGAACGACUGCUAAUACAUGAGGAAACAUCCAACAGCCUUGUAAUGGUAGACUUGACUGCUAGAAGGGCGAGCCAUAUACCACUGCUGUCCACUUUCAAGUCAACCAGGGAUAGUUUUGUCCGGACUCUUGGAGCUGAAAUUGGCAACUGGCACAUAAUGACAGCUUUGCUAGGUCAGACAAACUGUGUGAUUCUUUAUGAGAUUGGAGGUAGCAAAGCUGAAGUUGUGAAUGUCAGUACCAUGACAGCUCUGACAUUCUGUCUUCCUUUUCAUGUUAGCUCCAUAAAUUUACCUUCCAUUGAUAAAUGGCUCAUAGAAGAUACUGCAAGCAAGAAGUAUGUGCUAUCAAAAGCCACUCCUACAGACCCAUGUCCAAGUUUGCUACAGCCAAUUGAAGACACGUGUAAUACUUCCAUGCUUGGAUUUAUUGGUGCUUGUGACUCUGAAAGUCUACCAUUCGACAUGCUUAGUGAAGCCCUUAGCCAAAAAAUAAAUGCUCCUAACCGUGUACUCUGUACUGACCAUACAUAUGCUGCAAUUUCUGUUGGCUUCCCUGAGUUAGACCAGACAGGAAAUGAGCUGUAUGUGUGGCCACGACAAGAUAAACUUCCAGGGAACUCUGGAACUGCCAUCAUUCUUAGAGACUGCGGUCAGAUUGUGCGUCCUGUAAGUUCAUCUCAAGUGCCAAAAGAGCUGAUCUCUUCAGAGAGUGUUCAGCCUGUUGUGUCAGGUUAUUUGGAGAUUACUGACCUGGUGAACCACAAGUUGCGCUACCUAUCUGUACCGCAGCCAAUUGCUGUCUCACCUGUUACUUCAUGGCUGUACUCAAGUUCACAGCUGCCCAUGUACCUUGCAGCAGGCAGCAAUCAGGGCCUAGUGACUGUGGAUGCUGGUGGCUGCAUCAGACUUUGGGAGACAUCUCUGUUUAGUUUAGAAAAAUCUCUAUCGGAAUGGAGGCAAAUGAUUGGUUCUGAACGCAAAUACUUGCAGCUCACAGUAGAACGACCCAGUGGAUUAGAUGUCACUGCACCAAAACAUGGUAAAGUGGAUGAAACUGGAGCCCCUCAUGUGGGAGGAAAUACAUGGGCUGGAGGCACAGGUGGUAGGGAUACAGCAGGUCUUGGCGGGAAGGGAGGCCCUUAUAGAUUGGAUGCAGGUCACAAGGUUCAUCAGGUUACACAAGCAGAGAAAGAUGCAGUGCCAGAGCAUGUGAAGAAAGCUGCACGUGAAAUGGGACAGAGAGCUUUCAAGCAGCGGUUACAUGAAAUCAAGAUGAGCGAGUAUGAUGCUCAGUUAUAUGGACAGUUCUCAGAUGCUGUGAGCAGACAGGUACAAGCUCUGAGGGUGAUACUCAACAGUCUGCAAGCUAAGUCAAAGGAACGACAGUGGCUGCGGCAUCAGACCUCUGGAGAACUGGACGAUACCAAACUCAUUGAAG